Messenger RNA from Ziziphus jujuba (common jujube), 1952 nucleotides. RefSeq names its product cyclic dof factor 3. NCBI's taxonomy places the organism in Eukaryota, Viridiplantae, Streptophyta, Magnoliopsida, Rosales, Rhamnaceae. Gene Ontology annotation, biological process: regulation of DNA-templated transcription. Bases 98 to 1609 code for a protein of 503 amino acids. The transcript has 2 exons. The record is from RefSeq and is a predicted model, not a curated record. Gene Ontology annotation, molecular function: DNA-binding transcription factor activity; DNA binding.
UUAGACACCAACCCAAAGACAGACUACCAACGAAUUUUCUUGCGCGUUUUUUUAUUCUCUUCUCCUCUGUUUGGUUGCUGAGAAAAAAAAAAAAAAAAUGCAGGAAACUAAGGACCCUGCUAUUAGGCUGUUCGGAAGAAAAAUACCUCUGCCGGCCGACGGUGAUUCUGCUUUAGUCUUCGGCGGUGAAGACUGGGCCUUUAAGUCUUCGGAGAAAGAAAUGGAUGAAGAAGAAUCAGAAGCAGAGAAGGAUUCAAAACCAGAAAAUUCCUCUGAGAACACAGAAGAAGAAGAUGAUCCACCGCCUCCACCAAAAAAACCUGAUGAUGAUUCAAGAAACCUGCGGGAAAUAACAUUAUCAGAGUCUAAUGUGAAUCCAAAGACUCCCUCCAUAAACGAAGAAACUGCGAAAUCAUCAUCAAAAACCACCACCACCACCAACAACAACACUGAGAAAGAACAGAGCGAUGGAACCAACAAUUCAGAAGAUCAGAAAAACACACUCAAGAAGCCUGAUAAGAUCCUUCCAUGUCCUAGGUGUAGUAGUAUGGAUACCAAAUUUUGCUACUACAACAACUACAACAUCAACCAGCCUCGCCAUUUUUGCAAAGCCUGUCAAAGAUAUUGGACGGCUGGGGGUACCAUGAGGAAUGUACCGGUUGGAGCUGGUCGCCGGAAGAACAAGAACUCUGCUACGCGCUACCGGCACAUAACCAUCUCCGAGGCUCUUCAAGCGGCUCGAAUUGAUGCACCGAAUGGAACACACCAUCCGGCUAUCAAAACCAAUGGUAGAGUCCUCAGCUUUGGAUUGGAUACACCAAUUUGUGAUUCUAUGGCCUCUGUUUUAAACCUUGCAGAUAGAAAGGUCCUGAAUGGGACUCGAAAAAAUGAAGUAGUUGUAGUAGGAGGAGGUGGAGGAGGAGGAGGGUUUGCUAAUAAAGGGAGUGAAAACGGUGAUGAUUGUUCAAGUGCAUCUUCUGUGACAGUUUCAAUGGAUGAAGUAGGCAGGAAUUGCCAUCAAGAACCACCACAACACUUGCAGCAGCCUAAUAUCAAUGGUUUCUCAUCUCAAAUCCCGUGCCUACCCGGUGUUCCUUGGCCUUAUCCAUGGAACUCAGCGGUUCCUCCACCACCAGCUUUUUGCCCACCAGGAUUUCCAAUGUCUUUCUAUCCAGCAGCAGCUUAUUGGAAUUGUCCUGUUCCAGGGACUUGGAAUUUCCCUUGGUUUUCUUCUCCACAACCUUCAUCUCCGAGCCAAAAGUCCCCGAGCUCUGGUUCGAAUUCUCCAACAUUGGGGAAGCAUUCUAGAGAUGGAGGAGAUGCUGUGAAACCAGACAGCAAUUUGGAGCAAGAAGAGCCACCGAAACAGAAGAAUGGAUCGUCAGUUUUGGUCCCGAAAACGUUGCGGAUCGACGACCCGAGUGAAGCUGCUAAGAGCUCAAUUUGGGCAACACUUGGUAUUAAGAAUGAUUCUAUUAGUGGUGGAGGAUUGUUCAAGGCUUUCCAAUCAAAGGGUGAUGAGAAAAGCAAUAUUGCUGAAACCUCUUCAAUUUUGCUAGCUAACCCUGCAGCCUUGUCUAGGUCUCUCAACUUCCAUGAGAGUUCUUAAAAUGGUGUCUCGGAUUCAACUUCAUUUGGGUUGACCGGUGAAUUUGACCGGAAGAAAGGUCGAAAACUGAAGUAUGAUAAGUCUCUCUAGGUUCCUCAGAAUGAUGCGGGAACUAAUCUUUAGCUAGGAUAAAGCUUUAGUGAGAGCUAAUUUUGUUUUUUUUUUUUCUUUUUUUGUAACAAUAUGCACAGGUGCGUUGAGAUACAAUUAGUUGAGUUUGUUUUCAUGUAAAUAUCUUUUUAAAUGUGAAAUGCUGUGAGACUUUGAGAACCUUUAGGUGUAAAAUAGAAGAAGAAGAAGCAUGAGAAGAAGAAAAAAUAUGUCCUCCUUUAUUAGGCUUAAA